Molecule: messenger RNA, 1724 nt
Organism: Lipotes vexillifer (Yangtze River dolphin)
Lineage: Eukaryota; Metazoa; Chordata; Mammalia; Artiodactyla; Lipotidae
Gene: ZNHIT6
Product: zinc finger HIT-type containing 6
Exons: 10
Coding region: 170-1591 (473 amino acids)
Biological process (GO): maturation of LSU-rRNA from tricistronic rRNA transcript (SSU-rRNA, 5.8S rRNA, LSU-rRNA); snoRNA localization; box C/D snoRNP assembly
Cellular component (GO): nucleus; pre-snoRNP complex
Source: RefSeq, a predicted model, not a curated record
UGCUUUACGACUGUUUGGAUAGACGCGCCGGGCCGGCGUUUUCUGCUCGCUACUUCUCUGAUCCACACGUGGGCCGCUGUUGGUGUUGUGGCCAGAAAUUCAUUCCUAUUGGCGUGGACCAGCCAUAUUGAAGGACAGAGUGGCAACGGAGAUCAAGGAUCUUGAACUGAUGGAUUUUGCAGCUGAAAAUGAGGAGACGUUGGGAGGAGGUCUCCAGAGUGGAGCUGAAGGGGCGCGGCUAAGUCUCGAGUCACAUGGAGAGAGAGCCAGGGGCACAGUAGGGACCGAGGAGGCCGGCAGUGGAGAGGCGGGGAAUGGACUGACCGGAAUGGGGAAGACAGGGGAAGGGGAAGAAGGAAAUGGACCAAAGGCAGAGGAGGUGCGAGUGAACCUAGCAGUUGUGAAGCAAGAAGUAAUGGACUGGUCAGAAAUGGAAGAAGGUAUGCGGAAUGACCAGUGGGUAAAGCAGGAGGUGGAGGAUGGGCCUGAGGUGAAAGAGGAAAAACCAGGCACGUUGGAGGUGAAGCAGGAGACGGAUAGUAGUUUGAUGGUAAAAGAAGAGAAGGUGGAAGAACCAGAGCUAAAGGAAGAGAAAGUGAAGGUGAAGGAAGAAGUGAUGGACUGGCUGGAAGUGAAGGAAGAGAAGAAAGAUAGCUUGAAGAUUAAAGGGGAGGAGAUGUUUCUUGAUCAGAACGUAAAGAAGGAGGAAAUAAUGGAUGAAGUGUGUGUAAAAGAAGAGAAGUACUUCCCUAAAGAAGAAGUGAUGGAUGAUACAAAGGUGAAAGAAGAGCCUCAGAUAAAUCCCCCAGUGGGCUCCAAGCGGAAACUAGCCAUGUCAAGAUGUGAAACUUGUGGUACAGAAGAAGCAAAGUACAGAUGUCCACGUUGUAUGCGCUAUUCCUGCAGUUUGCCCUGUGUAAAGAAACACAAAGCAGAACUGACAUGUAAUGGAGUUCGAGAUAAAACUGCGUAUGUUUCAAUGCAACAAUUUACUGAAAUGAAUCUCCUAAGUGAUUAUCGAUUCUUGGAAGAUGUAGCAAGAACAGCAGACCAUAUUUCUAGAGAUGCUUUCUUAAAAAGACCAAUAAGCAAUAAACAUAUGUACUUUAUGAAAAAUCGUGCUCGAAAGCAAGCUAUUAACUUAAAACUUCUACCCAAUGGAUUCACCAAAAGGAAAGAAAAUUCAACAUUUUUUGAUAAGAAAAAACGACAGUUUUGUUGGCACGUGAAGCUCCAGUUUCCUCAGAGUCAAGCUGUGUAUGUAGAAAAAAGAGUACCAGAUGAUAAAACUAUUAAUGAAAUCCUAAGACCUUACAUUGAUCCUGAAAAGUCUGAUCCUGUAAUUCGUCAAAGGUUGAAAGCCUAUAUUCACUCUCAGACUGGGGUCCGAAUUUUAAUGAAGGUAGAAAAUAUGCAGCAAAAUUUAGUAAGAUAUUAUGAAAUGGAUCCUGACAAAAGUCUCCUUGACAAUUUGAGGAACAAAGUGAUCAUUGAGUACCCAACAUUACAUGUGGUAUUAAAAGAAUACAGUAAUGACAUGGAAGUUCUUCACCAAGUGAAAGGUGAAUCUACUAAGAACAUUGGCAAUUAAAAUUGAGCACUUCUUUUGGAGGAAGAACAUGAAAAUUCCCAGACAAUCGCAGAGGACCUUGUUGGAAGAUUUGGGGGUAUUGUCACUUGGUGGUUGGAAUUUUUUGUUUCUCUGAAAAGUAAUUAAACAGUCU